AUGGCAGGCGAGCAACCGGACGCAGUGCCGCAGGCGACGGUAAAUGAGUUUAGCAUUCUGAACUCGUUUUGGUUCGCCCUGGGCGCCUUCAUGCAGCAGGGUUGCGACAUCUCGCCCCGGUCGGUGUCGGGCCGGAUCGUCGGCUCGGUCUGGUGGUUCUUCACGCUCAUCCUGAUCUCGUCCUACACCGCCAACCUGGCCGCGUUCCUCACGGUCGAGCGCAUGGUCACGCCGAUCAACUCCCCGGAGGAUCUGGCCUCGCAAACCGAGGUCCAGUACGGCACGCUCAUCCACGGCUCGACCUGGGACUUCUUCCGGAAGUCACAAAUAUCGCUGUACAGCCGCAUGUGGGAGUACAUGAACUCCCGGAAGCACGUGUUCGUCAAGACGUACGACGAGGGCAUUCGGCGGGUCCGCACGUCCAAGGGCAAGUACGCGCUGCUCAUCGAGUCGCCCAAGAACGACUACACCAACGAGCGGGAACCGUGCGACACGAUGAAGGUUGGCCGCAACCUCGACACGAAAGGCUUCGGCAUCGCCACGCCCCUCGGCUCUCCGCUCAGGGAUCCAAUUAAUCUCGCGGUCCUGUCGCUAAAGGAGAACGGCGAGCUGACGAAGCUCGUCAACAAAUGGUGGUUCGAUCGGACGGAGUGCAAGCACACGGACAAGCAGGACGCGUCGCGGAACGAGCUCUCGCUGAGCAACGUGGCCGGGAUCUUCUACAUCCUGAUCGGCGGCCUGCUGGUGGCGCUGGCCGUGGCCCUCGUCGAGUUCUGCAUGAAGAGCUCGGGCCGGUCGAGCAACCGGAUUCCCCUGUCCGACACGAUGACGUCGAGCUCGAACUCGAAGAACCGGCUCACGAUGCCACCGACGGCACGGGACUACGACAACGGGCGCAUCGGGUACUACACACCCGCGACGCACACCGAGCCGGACCCGAUCCACGCCAACUCGCACACGCAGGUUUGAUGUAAGGAGCCGCCGGAGCUACGCCUAUGACGUCCAC
Molecule: messenger RNA, 1006 nt
Organism: Anopheles cruzii
Lineage: Eukaryota; Metazoa; Arthropoda; Insecta; Diptera; Culicidae
Product: glutamate receptor 1-like
Exons: 4
Coding region: 1-969 (322 amino acids)
Biological process (GO): synaptic transmission, glutamatergic; modulation of chemical synaptic transmission
Cellular component (GO): plasma membrane; postsynaptic membrane
Molecular function (GO): transmitter-gated monoatomic ion channel activity involved in regulation of postsynaptic membrane potential; glutamate receptor activity
Source: RefSeq, a predicted model, not a curated record